GAAGAGACUCUGAAAUUUGGAAAUAUUAAAAUGGUACUUUCUAUGAAGAGACUCUGUGAAAUUUGGGAACAUUAAAAGACACGAAGAGAAUAUUAAAUGUUCCGGAAGAAUUUGGGAAAAGGUUCCGAAAUUAUCGAUUUCAGCGAUUUCAGUGAAAAGAAAUCGAAUUCAUUUUGAAAUCGAAUGACCGACUGCUACCUGAAUUCGAUGUUCAUCUAACGAGAAAACUUCGAAGCCUGGUAGAAGUCAAUAAGAAGAAAGAAACCUAUCCAAGACAAGUGGCAUCCAUUUCAUCUCCAGUUAUCUCGCGGUGACUAUUCUUACAACUUCGUUUGAGUUUCGUCGAAGCGGAAUUUACCUCUUUACUGAUCAAACUGAGCAGAUAAUUUUCUAAAGAACAGAAGCUCGCUCGUUUUUCACGAUCGCUGUAAUAAUUUCAAGCGACUAAUGAAAAGCACGGUCGUAAAUCCUCAAAUCGUCAAAGUGUAUGGGUUUGAAAAGCCAGAUAAUUUCAGGCGCUGCACGUCAUGCUAAUUAACUCGACACCAUUGUUAGGAUCGUGUUUAAUUAAUAGAAUUUCGAAAAAUCCGCGUUCCCUUGAUGCCUAUUAGAGAAGGGUGAACGUGGAUUACAUCAACCCUAUUUAUCGUGAAUGACAUCACUGGAUCGAUCAUUAACGUAAGAUUUCUCGUUGUUGCACACGGCGAGUGUUCCUCAGAACCAGGGACGCAUUUAGAGGGACUUGGAAACGUUUGGUCACAUCGAUAAGAGGAACGUGACAUAGAGAAUAUUCGCGAUUUUGUCACUAGAUAUAUCACUAGACGUAAUUACCGAGUUUAAUGUGUCAACGAAAGUUCUCUGAUAUCAAAGCAAUCUGACCAUGUCGUUCGGCCUCUACUCUGUGUCAAAUUCGUGAACAGAGUACUCGAUACCGUUUGAUGCUUCUGCGAAGUUUAUAACAGCGAAGCGAAAAUUGAUUAGCCAAUUCGUAAACGAAUUUUCCUCUGAGAAGAAAGAAGAGGAAAAGAGCACCAUGUUCCACAUCACGUCGGCGCUUAUCACGCACACAAGGUGCGCGCAAGUAUCCUCGAGUGAGGACAUGUCUCCACGUGCCAGGCGCUCCGUCUCGCCGACCAUGUGGGUUAAUUUAACUCACUAUGCCUACCGAAACAGGAGCCUCGAGCAGGGUCUAGACUUUGAAGAGAAGCCGAUGGAAGUCUGUCACUCUUUGUACUUCCUGUUGGACUUCUUCCAUCAGUACUAUAUUCCCUCGAUCAUCCUGCUCGGCCUGGUAGGCAAUCUGCUGUCCUGCGUCGUGUUCCUGAACACGCAUCUCAGGAUACGGAGUUCCAGUUACUACUUGGCCGCUUUGGCCACCGCGGAUUUCGGUUUCCUGGUUACCCUGCUGUUAGUCUGGCUGAAUAACACGAUAGGGUGGAAGGUGUUCAAUAAGGACGGUUGGUGCGAGACUUUGGUCUACGUGAGCGCUGUCUGCAGCUCUCUCAGUGUCUGGUUAAUCGUCGCGUUCACCGUUGAGAGAUUCAUAGCAGUUCAGUACCCUCUACACAGACCCCAUAUAUGCACCAUCGCCAGGGCGAAGACCAUAGUGCUGGUGCUGGUGAACCUGGCGCUGCUCAGUCACUCGUACUCCUUCGUCACGGCUGGGGUUGUUGUGAACAAGGAUGGAGAGGAGUUUUGUGACUUGAAGGAGGAGUACAUGGAGGUGAUGAAGAUAAUCAGCAUCAUCGACAGCAUCGCUAGUCUCAUUGCGCCAUUGGUCCUUAUCAUCGUGAUGAACACCAUUUUCAGCAGGCGGUUCAAACAGACCUCAACCACCUCUACGGAUUGCCCCAGCAGGGAACGAUCGGACAUCAAUCUGAAUCAAAUCCCGAGUGCUAGCAGCAGUAACAACAGUGCCGGAGGCAUCAAUCUGGGACCAGUGGUUGGAGGUCGGCGGCCACCCUCGCAGCAAUCGUUUCACUCGUCGAAGAACCAUUCCCAUCAUUCUCGACAUCAGACCACGUCCGCGCCGCCAUCAACACCACGGAACGCUUGUCAGCUACCCGAAAUAGGCAGUCGCUGUAUACACAUCAGGUCGUCGUCGAGGAAUCUCGUGUCCACGAGGAAUCAGCAGAGCAUUACGAAGAUGUUGCUCCUGAUUAGCACCGUCUUCAUCCUCCUCAAUUUACCGAGUUACGUGAUUCGGUUGUGCGUAUUCUUCUUCACUCUGGCCCACAAGAACACACCCGAUCUACUCUGGUGUUUACAACAAUUUUUCAUGCUUCUUUACUACACCAACUUCAGUAUCAACUUUCUGUUAUACGCCAUGUGCGGCAUCACGUUCCGGCGUUGCCUGCAACAAUUGCUGCGCAAGGUACUGAAAAGUAUGACUAGAUACCAUUGCAAUUCGCAGCAGUAUAUAUAGGUGUUCCGAAAACAAUAUCGAAGAUACCGUGACAACUGCGGUCACGCAGCACCUGAAUCUGUGAUCAGAUUGGACGAUCUCGUUUCGGAACACGCAAUACGUCUAGCAGUGACGCGGGACUAUCAUGGCGGCGGGUCACGUGAUCACAAGUUCGCGAACGCUGCACCUACGUUUCAACGACAGUUCCCGCGUAAAAGGGAUCACGUUCGUCUCGUUUGUAACGUUGAUCGCGAGUUGGAAUCGAAAGUACCUCGAACGUGACUUUCACGGUCCAUUUCACUUUACUGUCGGCUUGCAU
This is a messenger RNA of Eufriesea mexicana, 2723 nucleotides long. RefSeq names its product thyrotropin-releasing hormone receptor. The transcript has 4 exons. Gene Ontology annotation, cellular component: plasma membrane. NCBI's taxonomy places the organism in Eukaryota, Metazoa, Arthropoda, Insecta, Hymenoptera, Apidae. Gene Ontology annotation, molecular function: G protein-coupled receptor activity. The record is from RefSeq and is a predicted model, not a curated record. Bases 1034 to 2425 code for a protein of 463 amino acids. Gene Ontology annotation, biological process: G protein-coupled receptor signaling pathway.